GAGUCACGUGACCUCCGUCAGCGGAAGUAGCGCGUUCAACUUCGUUAUUCGUGAUGUUGCGCCUCCCUAGUUGUUAAUUAACUGUCCGACCCGGACGUCUCGCCGAGCAGUGGGAGCAGAGAGACGGGUGAAAGCAGGAGUAGCACCCGGCAGGUCGACGUUAACAGAGAGAGUGUCUGCUGCCAAAAUGUUGUCUGAAGGAGGUUAUUUCAUGAAGGGGAUGGCCAUGGGAGGCCUCUUCUGCUUGUUUCUGUCACUGCUGGGUAGCUUCAGGUUGAGCACGGAGUCCGAGACAGACGGCAAUAAUCAUCAUCAUCAUCAUGUCAAGGCCCAGAGUAAAGAUGAGCUGACCCGCCUCUCUGACGGCCACAUGCAGGAGUUUAGCAAUCAAGUCCAGGUCUCUUGCAUCAUCAUGGUCCAGCCCAAGAUCCUUGUUUACUGGGCCACUGCGGUGGACACCUGGAGCAAACACUGUGACAAAGCUGUGUUUUACACUUCCGAGUCCUCCAAAGCGCUCGAGGCGGUUGACCUGAAUGAAAACGACGACUGGGCGAGGCUACGUAAAGCUCUGAAGCAUGCUUAUGAGAACGCAGGAGACCUGCGCUGGUUCUUUGUAGCACAAGCGACAACGUUUGCCAUCAUCGAGAACCUCAAAUACCUGGUGCUUGCGAAGGAUCCCAGCGAGCCCUUCUACCUCGGCAACGCGAUGAAGUCAGGGGAGCUUGAAUACGUGGCGUACGACAGUGGCAUUGUUUUAAGUUACGAAGCGCUCAAAAGGCUUGUGCAUGUGUUCCAGGAUGAAGACAAAUGUCCAGAAAGAGGACGAGCCCUGUGGAAGCUGAGUGAGGACAAGCAGCUGGCCGUGUGUCUCAAAUAUACAGGUGUCUUCGCAGAGAACGGAGAAGACGCACACGGAAAGGGCCUGUUCAACAGCAAGAGUGUGGACAGCCUGAUAACGGACAGCAUGAAGGCCAACCCCAGUAAUGUGGUGGAGGACUGCUGCUCUGACAUGGCCGUCACAUUCAACGGGAUGUCGCCCAAUCAAAUGCAGGUCAUGAUGUUUGGAGUUUACAGACUUCGUCCUUACGGCCACGAUUUUCAUGACUCAAUAGUAUUCAACCCUCCAGAUGGUUCAGAUAAUGACUAGAGACUCAACGCUUCGAGGUUGAUGUGGCAUUUUAUAUGUUUUGCUUCUAUGAUGGCAAAACCUAACUGUGCGGCGGUGGUUUUUCUAAUUGUUUUUAAAACUGGAUCCUAGAUGGGAAUAACACUUUUAUGUAUGUUUGUAUCUUUUUGCACUUCGCCCAAUCAGCACCCCGUUCCUUUGUGGUGAAGGUAAAGAGAGUCGAGGGGUGUGCCGUCCGUUUAAAUGAAGACAGAGCGUGGACAUAUAGCAAACGUGUGACAUGAGCCUAGAUUAUCUGGAAGUAUUAGGUAUCGUUAUGUAUUUUAAAAGUUUGUCUUUUUGUGGUCUUAAAGCUGCAUUACAUUUAUAAGGUGAUGGCUAUUCUGAAAAUUGUUUCUUUUUAAUUAUUUAACUGUUCAGUGCUUCGACAUCCUAACCACAUUACGAGUAACUUCUUUUUUAUCUCUGAGAAUAGAUCACCCAGCUGAUUUAAAGACUGUAUGGAAGCACCUAUAUUCAAUGUGGUGGCCCAAACCAGCUUUAAAUGAAGUGCAUUGCGUGCCCUGUUGUACUUGGUUUCCUCCACUUAUGAAGAAUUGGACUUCACAGCUACAUGGAAAAUAAUAAUCCUCAGUGUUGACUCGUCCAUUAGAAGAGACACAAAGUCUGGGUGUCGGCCUGACAAGAUGAUUCCUUUUUAAAAAUAUAUAAUUUUUUUUUUGCAUUUCUGAUUUGAUCCAACAUAGACUGUUAAAGUUAUAGAGAAAUUUCAAAAAUUAUACAAGAGUGGUAGCUUCCAGGUGUUAAUGAUUUACACCUUGUCAAGCAGACAAUGAUUUUUGGUAAAGGGAAAUAUUUUUACAGUGUAAGGAUUGCUUUGUUAAACUGAACUAAUUUGAUAUAGAACUGUGAAUGUAUUAUAUUGCAGGCCUCUGUUUUACAUAUAAUGUAUAUUCAUAUUUUGCUGGUCAAGUGAGAAAUAAAAGUAUUGCAGUUAUCAUUGAUA
Molecule: messenger RNA, 2132 nt
Organism: Cyclopterus lumpus (lumpfish)
Lineage: Eukaryota; Metazoa; Chordata; Actinopteri; Perciformes; Cyclopteridae
Gene: c1galt1c1
Product: C1GALT1-specific chaperone 1
Exons: 2
Coding region: 188-1147 (319 amino acids)
Molecular function (GO): N-acetylgalactosaminide beta-1,3-galactosyltransferase activity
Source: RefSeq, a predicted model, not a curated record